Messenger RNA from Mycena citricolor, 5115 nucleotides. Lineage: Eukaryota; Fungi; Basidiomycota; Agaricomycetes; Agaricales; Mycenaceae. The record is from the annotation of a GenBank genome assembly.
CGAAGAUCGUCAGACGAUGCAGACCAGUCGGCUGGGUAAGGUACCGCGGACAGGGGUGUGUGGGGUUUGCGGAAGUAAAGGAUAACUCCAGCGGCUCUACACUCUUCACUGAGAUCACCCUUAGGGGAAUAGACUGCAUGUUGGCAACGUGACGAGGGGAGCUCCUGACUUCUCCUGAGACUCCCUAUGUCAUGGCCUACCUUCCGAAACCCCGUCCGGUCGGAGUCGUGGGAACUGACGGAGAAGACCCAUACACGAUCACAAGAUCACCGCUUAAUCCUAGGGUCUUCUGUCGUCAGGAUUCGAAAAACAUCCAUUCAGGCGGGCUCCCUUGGCAUGCCGGCAUCAGGCAACUUAGAGCACUUUGCAUGGUCGCGACCUCGCAUGGCGGCAAUAUCGCUGCAUCACGAGGCACCAGGCCUUUAUCGACCUUGUGUACUCCCAACUGUGGAGUGACCCUGCGCAAGCACAUCACCAGCGACCACAGGCGCCGACGACCUCCAUUCAUCGCUCCGAGCCCAGCUGCGUGCGCGUGGACCAGUGCUUCUCUCAUACGCUAUCGCAGCUUAGCAGGAGCUGUCAUCCUCUCCCAGGGUGCUCUUCGGCCCGCCUUCCCUGUUCGCCCGCUGUUCCCAAAAUCAUCAGUCCCUUCCCUUCCAUCAUCACAGGCGCGUCUCGUGCCACCAAAGUCGGCGAAACCGAAUCUUGUGACCUGAACCUACUGCAACUCACGAGCCUCGGGAACACCGGACUACAAGUAUCAACUAUGCGUUAGCUUCUUAACUCCUCCACGUCUCUUCCGAUGCCUUUCCUCUGCUUCAAGUGGCGAGUUGGGGGCGGCGGCAGUGGCGACGACGACCAAGGGCGGCUCUCUUUGGACGCAUCGGAGCGUCGGGAGCAUCGGUGGCGGCAGUCGUGGAGCCCCCCGCCCCCGACUGCAAUCUCUUCGAGCCCUUUCCGCGCGUGAGUUCGGGGGCUACAGACGGUUUUACCAGGGCAGGAGUCUGGAGCAGCAGAUCCUGAACACUUCCGUUGCCAUGUCUUUCACGUCAAGGGCAGCGACGAGUCUACGGGGAGCUCUGAAACGUCGUUCGGGUCCAUCCAGGAGGACCCGUGGAGCUGGCAAUCUCUCCCUGCGUUCACAGGCAAGAAAACACCCAGCCAGCGGCACCGGCGACGCACGAGCUCCAUCGGAUCGCUGCGGACGAAACCGCGCAGCAUCCAUCUCUCCAUCUCCUCUCUUGUCGACGAAAAGGACGAGUCCUGGCCAGACUGGCUUCGGCCCGACUCGCGCAGCAUGUCAUCGUGUGCGAAUCAUGACGCGUGAUCGAUCAGCGACGAUGGGAUUUGGUAUAUACGAUAUCAUUGUACGACGGAAGAAAUCAAUGCUUGCUUUCCAUGAUACUUCUAAGCAGCGGCGCUGAGGCUUUACGUGUGGCUUGUGCAUUGCCUUGUUCGUAAGCCAUGACUCGCAUUCCCGAGGGCUUACCCUCCAGCGCCACCUGCUCAUGCCUCCGCGCGCGUAUCUCCUCGCUUGGCUCCAGGCCUUUCUGCAGUCUGGAGGCUAGUUCGUCGGCCGGAGCUUUAUCGCUAGACCGAUAAACCACGCCAUCUCUCUCCGAUGCUUCGGUUUCCGCUCGUUUUCCCGAGCUUUUCGGCAUCCCGGAACGACGUGAGCACUCCGAAUACCGUGAGAUUCCGCGUUGCCAUCCAUUUGUCCGCUGCACUUCUCCAGGUCGGCCAGGUCCUUCAGCCCUACGGACACAGACGCCAGCCCGGCGUGAAUAGAGGAAGGAACGGGCUGGAUCCAGUUUAGGCUGAAGGUGUACUCCUUGUAAUCUCGUCGAAGCAGGUCCCAAGUACUGAGAUGGGAGACGUCCAGUUUCUUUGACGCAAGCUCGUCCGAUAAUCGCCUCACCGCAGCGGGUAACUCGUCUGUAAGCAGCGAUGGCGAGUCCAUUGCAGAGCGUGGGAUGAGGUUGCGAACCGCCUCACGGUCGACGUCCAGGGCUUGCCUCCGGGUUUGAGGCAAUUCGUGUCGAUGAGGAUGGCAGAAAGCAAGAGCGUCGAAACAUCCCGCACUGGCAGCAAUCAUCCCCCGCCGCCGGCAGCAGCAGCAUCUGUGCCACAUGCGAGGCACAGCUCCAGCCGGUGCUACCUUCCGCGGAUGUGCAGUCUCCGUGUAAAGGCCCUCGUCGUCGUGGUGGUCAAUGACGGCGACACCGGGGCCUGAGAGGGGAAUGCGGCUCCAAGCCGGUUAUGGUCGACAAGCGCGAACUUGAUCGACGGAGGGAAUGAGGAGGGAGAGAUAUCGGAAAGAGUAAGAAGCUCCUCCGCGGGAUUGUGGAUCCCCGCUAACGCGAGUGCAUGCAUGUUUUCGGGCCGCAGGAUGAGAUCUUCGCGUGCCAUCUGGAUGAGAGGGAUGCAUGAGCUCUUUGCAGACUCUAUCCAUGCAAAGGCUAUCGCACUGGCAAUAGAGUCCAGAUCUGUCAAGAAGGAAGGGGGUUGGGGGGACUAGAUCGAAACGAGCAAAGUACCUCCAGCUUCAUUGCCCAUCACAAUCGUCCAUUCAUGAGUGUUAGACUGUGCUUGGAGAUACUGGGCUUUAGCUUUGAUGAGAAAACUGCACAAGCUGGAAUCGGUCCUGGCUAUAUCUGGAGAGGCCAUGAAUGAAUGAAGCCUGCGGAAACCGUGGUUGGCAAAGAAUCUCUGAAAGAGGAUUGACGUCAUGGAGGAGGCGUGACGCGAUCACAUGAUCGCCAUUCAUCUGCACGAACUCACGAAACGAGCAAUUCAGUAUCUUCUCUCCGCACUUGGUUUUUUCGACAGUGCUUGCUGUUCUUCCUGAAAAAACAAAACUCAAAACGGAUAUUAUGAAACAACUCACACUCAAGCAUUCUGAGAGAAGAACACGGAUCAUUCCGCAUGACGAUCAGCCUGUCAAUCAUGUCGGAAGAAGCCAAGGGUCCAAGACUGGCCCCAAGGGGAAACUAAGUGGAGAGGGGUGCAGGCUGACACAUUGUACACCCAAGCUACUCUCUCACCCCUCACGACUGCCCUUCACGGUCUAAGGACGGCUUCAAUCGGUCUUCAUCCGCUCUCUUACCCUCCUUGACCUUCCGAACCUUGUGGCAUAUACGCGAUCGACCCCAAAUGGCACUCGCUCGCGCAGUAACGAUUGCGCCAACCCAGACGCAGGGUGUCUCUGCCUCGAACGUUAUAACGGCGAGCCACUCCCACCGCCCUUCGAUUACCCCGACGUUGGAGAGUCAAAGGCAACACAAGGCACCCGUGGGUCUCAUCGUCGGCGUCGCCAUUGCUAUCAUCGGAGCUAUCAUCGGCCUCUUCCUCAUUCGCUGGCUUUUCGUUCGCCGCGCCCGCGCACGCCGGACCUCCACGAGCAAAUCUUCUCUCGAUGCGCCAGCUGCAUUCUCCGACCCGAACCCUAUGCGAACGCCAGCGCGUCUGCCUGGCGGACCUGGUGCCGUAGAGCUUGGCGCAUAUCCUCUGUCAUCGGCAUCAAAUCCCAGGAUGGCCCCAUCGGAUUCGUGGCAUACAUCCUUCCCGCACCCGCCGCUGUCAGGCAGCGGCCGACAAGAGCCUGGGCCAGGGUCGAGUCCUACCGAGCGUCAGGCCUGGCUUGCGUCUGAGCUUCGCAGCGCGCAGACGGCUCUGGAGCGGACCCAGGGGUACGGGACUGGGGGAAAUGAGCAACAAGAAAGACAGAGGCUAAGAGCAGAAAUCCGGGAGCUUGAGAACAGGCAGGGGAAUAAGGAUUCCCCAGCCGCGAUGGGUCUUUCAAAGUUGGUGCUUGCCCUCUCAUGCUUUGUUCUCUGCAUCCAGGCAAGUAACCCGAAGCGCGGAAUCGCACUCGUCCAGUCCAGCGAUGCCGAUCUUCCGAAAGGGAGCGGCGGCCAAUGCAGCUGGUUCUACAAUUGGGCAGCGAGCCCACCGGCAGGAUAUCCUCGAUCUCUCGAAUUCGUCCCUAUGCUCUGGGGUCACCAAGACAGCGGCAUUUUCGUUCAAACCGUCCGGCAGUUGGGUGCGUCGACGGUACUUGGCUUCAAUGAGCCCAACGAAUACGGCCAGUCCAACAUCGGUGUGCCAGAAGCAGUCCAGAUGUGGAAAGCAUACAUCCAGCCGUUGAAAAACUCGGGUGUUCGUCUUGGAAGUCCCGCCGUGUCGAGUGGACCCAGUGGCCUUCCGUGGCUCGUCAACUUCGUCGCUUCAUGUUCCGGAUGCAGCAUAGACUUCGUUGUCGUCCACUGGUACGGCGAAGGAGCGACGAACUUCAUCAAUUAUCUGGCGAGCGUCCAUGCACAGAUCCCGAAUAAGGCGGUCUGGGUCACCGAAUUCGCGUGUACCUCCGGCAAUCCCGCAGGUAGAUUCGUCCUCGGUUCAAUCCGAUCGGCUAUCUGAGCAGCUCUUUCUUAAGAUGUUUCCGUCUUCUUGGCGGCCGCCCUGACAUAUUUGGAUGCCCAACCUUGGAUCGAGCGGUACAACUGGUUCGCAUUCGGGCGUCCCAUAAGCGGACUCCAAACAAGCCUUUUGGACGGAGGAGGCAACGUCAACGCCCUUGGAUCCACGUAUAUUUGAAGUGGGUAGACAGACGUAGCUGGCGAUAACAAAGAGCAGGGCUCUAUAGAUCCAAAUGUAGCGUAGGCAGACCCCACAGCCAGUCUGAGGGCUCUCCAAAAAAGACAUGUUUUGAGUAGUCGUCCAAGUUCCUCAUCAACCUCCAUGUAACGUCGAGAUGAAAACGAUCUCAUCGCCAUCUUUGAGCGCAUAAUCGCCCUCUCCCUCUAACUCCCAAUCUGUAUCGUUCACCAAUACCAGAAUUCCUGGCCGUCUGUUCCGGAUCUCGUUUUCGGGUUUUCAAGGAGUCAGGGCGAGAGCAUACGCACACUGUGUCAUUCUCAACGAAGAGCUCUACGCGUUCUUUAAGGAGGGUGUCUCGCAGAUGGAAGAUCAAGAAAGAGAUGUCGACGGGUUUGGUCUCUCCAGAUUCUUCGCCGUAUGUCUUGGAAACAUGGGAAGGCACGAUCAGGCUGUGCGAGCGCUGGUUCGAGAACAAGAGCUCAAGUCCGCCGCUGAAUUCAACUUUGACGGAGGUGG